Messenger RNA from Paramuricea clavata, 4967 nucleotides. NCBI's taxonomy places the organism in Eukaryota, Metazoa, Cnidaria, Anthozoa, Malacalcyonacea, Plexauridae. The record is from the annotation of a GenBank genome assembly.
AUGGCGAAACGUAUCUGGUCUGAGGAUGGGUCUAUGAUAGUUUUAGACACAGCUUGGCGUUCUACAAAGGUACAACAGCUUGUAUGACAUAAACGCCCGUGGUUUGUGUUCUCAACUAACUGAAAUCCUUUCGCCAGGGGCCGGUUGUAUAAAAACGUAUUUAGCGCUAACUGCAGUUAAAAAGUAGUUAAAAAGCCUUAAAAAGUAGUUAACUUUAAUCACGUAGUUAAGCCGGUUGUAUAAAAGUGUAGUUAGAGUUAACUGUCCAAAACGUAGUUAAAAAUGGCGUUUGUAUAGGAGUGAACAACAUUUUUCAGUAAAACAAUAAUGAAAAGCAACGCUUACCUGAGAUUUUCAAUCGCUAUCUUCCCUGUGAAUGUUUCCUGACAAUAUAAACUCUUCAAACGCUAUCGCUUUGGUGUUUUUACGAAAACAGAACAUAUUUUUGCACAGGACGAUUUCUCGAAGACGAAGUAUGGUCCAUUACACCAAGAAACACUGAAAAAUUAUUGCAAAACGGCUAUACCUUGGUUUACCGUAGACAUCUCAAGGAAAAACUGCAUUCUUUUAUGAUUUUUGAGGCGGUUUUUCCCUGUUUUCUUGUUUAUUUUUCACUGUUUUGAAUAAAAUUCCCGCCUAUUUGCAAAAUACGAGUCCACAAUCAUGUUGAAAAUGUGUGUCAGCGUUAGUUACUCGCUGCUUACUUUAUGUAAUUUUGUGUUUAAACACCCCACGCAAGCCCCACGCAGAGUUAACUACGUGAUUAGUUAACUAUCCGACUAACUACGUUUUGUGCAACGCAGUUAAGUCAUGUAGUUAACUAAUUACAGUUAAGGAUUUAACUACAGUGAUUAACGCUAACUACAGUUAGCGCUAACUACGUUUUUAUACAACCGGCCCCAGGAGAUUAAUAGCGAAGGGCUUUUCCUCGCAAUGGCAAACAUAGUUAUAGACAGAGCCUGAGUAUAAUAAUGUAUAUACACGCGUAAAAACGCACAAGUUGCAACAAACCUGCAGCAGACUUGUAGUAAUGCUGUUCCAACAACUUGUCAACAGGAUGUGUUCGCACUGCUUGUUCCCAGCUUGUUGACAACUUGCUACAAGGUUGUUGAGCUCAACAGACUUGUUACAAGUUGUUCCAACAACUUGUUAUCGUCCUGCAAUUCAACAAUUUGUCAACAAGUUGUGAGUGACAACCUUGUAGCAACUUGAUAAAAUAACAGCAUUGUUACAACUUGUUGAAAAGCUUGCUACAAACCUGUUGCGAACACAUCUUGUUGACAAGUUGUGAGAUUGUCACGUGUUUAAAUGCACGCGUAAAAAUCUCACAAUUUGUCAACAAGAUAUGUUCGCAACAGGCUUGUAGCAAGCUUGUCAACAAGUUGUAACAAUGCUGUUAUUUUAUCAAGUUGCUACAAGGUUGUCACUCACAACUUGUUGACAAAUUGGUGAAUUGCAGGACGAUAACAAGUUGUUGGAACAACUUGUAACAAGUCUGUAGAUAUUUUAGUUAACCCAUUAACGUUCAAGCGUUUCCCUUGACCAGUAAAAUCGUCAUGCAUUACACCAAGGAAUGUUUAUACUUUUGUUCGAUUUUUAGGACAUUAUUAUCAUUGACAGCAAUACUGGAAACGUGCACAGAGUAACUUCUGGUAAAUAUAUUUAAAAAUAUGAUUUAUUAAUGAUAUUAUAAAUCUUGAUAAAAAAUAUUUUUAUUCUCCGUUAGGAAAUGGAUGUUGGACACUUCUUGAUGUCCAUAAAGAUUGUGUUCUUGCUUCUCAUGCGUCUCCAGCCUGUCCACCAAAGUUGGUAUGUAAUAGUUUAUAUUUCAUAUUUGACUAUGAGGACUGGACUAGAUUUCAAGUAGGCGCAAUUUGAAUUCCGAGGCGAAUCCGAGGACUGAAUCAAAAUUGGAGGACUUGAAAUCUAAUCCAGUCCGAAUUUGGAGGAUUUGAAAUGACAUCUCGUACGAAUAUAUCACUACUUAAAGGUGAAUUAAUUUUGAUCUAGUCCUAGGACUGCAUCAACAAACUUCACCCGGUAUCCAGUGUUAUCAUAUGGUUGGCAAAUUUACUCAUGAAUUGUGAAUGAGUUUGAGAUGUGUGUUUGAACUAUCUUUUGUAUGUUUCCAUCAACAAUAUAUAAUACACAUUACAAAAAUCUCGCAUCUUGUAGCAAGUCUGCCAACAAGUAGUCAACAAGUUGUGUUCGCACUGCUUGUCCCAAGUAGGGAACAACUUGUUAACCUGAUAUUAUCAGACUUGUUGCAAGGUUGUUCCAACAAGUCCGAUACAGUCAUGAUAUAACAAUAUUGUACAAGUUGAUUAAACAGCUUGUAACAAGCUUGUUGAUAUUAUCAGACUUGUAGCAAGAUUGUUCCAACAAGUCUGAUACAGUCAUGAUAUAACAAUAUUGUACAAGUUCUUUAAACUGCUUGUAACAAGCUUGUUGAUAUUAUAUCAGACUUGUUGCAAGGUUGUUCCAACAAGUCUGAUACAGUCAUGAUAUAACAAUAUUGUACAAGUUCUUUAAACUGCUUGUAACAAGCUUGUUGAUAUUAUCAGACUUGUAGCAAGGUUGUUCCAGCAAGUCUGAUACAGUCAUGAUAUAACAAUAUUGUACAAGUUGAUUAAACUGCUUGUAACAAGCUUGUUGAUAUUAUCAGACUUGUAGCAAGGUUGUUCCAACAAGUCUGAUACAGUCAUGAUAUAACAAUAUUGUACACGCGUAAAAACGCACAGCUUGUAACAAGUCUGCAAACAAGUUGUUUCAAGUCUGUUCACAAGCUGUCAACAAGUUGUGUUCGCACUGCUUGUUCCCAGUUGUUGUAACAAGAUUGGAACAAGCUGUUAACAACUUGUGACAAGCUUGAUGGCAUUAUCAGCCUUGUUACAAGAUUGUGCCAACAAGUUUGUUACAGUCAUGAUAUGACAAGGAUGUUACAAGGUUGUCAACACAAGGUUGUAACAAUCUUGUUAUAUCAAGCAUGUAACAGACUUGUCAGAACAACCUUGCAACAAGUCUGAUAAUUUCGACAAGGUUGUUACAAGUUGUCAACAAGUUGUUCCAAACCUGUUGACAACUUGUGACAAGCAGUGCGAAUACAUUUUGUUAACAGCUUGUGAAGAGACUUGUAACAAACUUGUGCGUUUUUACGUGUGUACAAGUUGUUUAAACAGCUUGUAACAAGCUUGUUGAUAUUAUCAGACUUGUAGCAAGGUUGUUCCAACAAGUCUGAUGCAGUCAUGAUAUAACAAUAUUGUACAAGUUCUUUAAAUAGCUUGUAACAAGCUUGUUGAUAUUAUCAGACUUGUUGCAAGAUUGUUCCAACAAGUCCGAUACAGUCAUGAUAUAACAAUAUUGUUGUAAUACAAACUUGUGUCGUCAACCUUGUAACAUUCUUGUUAUAUCACGACUGUAUCAGACUUGUUAGAAUAACCUUGUGACAAGUCUGAUAAUGUCAUCAAGCUUGUUGCAAGUUGUUAACAGCUUGUUCCAAACUUGUUACAACAACUGGGAACAAGCAGUGCGAACACAACUUGUCGACAGCUUGUGAACAGAUUUGUAACAACUUGUUUGCAGACCUGGAACAACUUGUGCGUUUCUACGUGUGUAUGUUAAGCUUUUCUUAUAUUAUUGAUUUUUUUUUUGUACAGAUGCUGGCAAAACUAUCUAGUAAGGUUUCUGGCGAAUUAAACUGGCUUACAGUAGGUAUGAAUUUCUCUUUAAAUUCCUCAUUAACUCUGUUUUGGCAAUAAUUCUUCAUUAACUCUGUUUUGGCUUAAUUUUUUAGCGGAAUCUGGUAUUUCAUUGGAAAGAGAAAUUGACUGGAGUGUUGUUGUGUUCACUCCUGAAAAUGCAGAAAAAGGUAACAGCUUCUACUGAGCUUUUAUUUGUAGGUAACAUAUUUUGGCAAUGAUUUCCUUGUUUUAGCAGGAACGGAUUUUCAUUUUUCUAAAAGGAGGGGUGGAAAUAUUUCUAGAGGAGUGCAAGCGGCAGCACUGAGCGAGCUUCGGCAGGGGAUUAGACUUUCACACAAAAUAGAAGGGGUGAGGCGAAAUUUUGAUGGGCUUUUGAACACUUUAUAAGAGGGGUUAAAGAGAUUCUUGGGGGAGGGGGUUAACCCCCUAACCCCCCCCCCCCCCUCCCAGUAAAUCCGCCCAUGUGUUUUAGCAAUCGCUUGACUAAACUCUGUUAACUUUAUUUAUACUGGAUAGCUCUAUCAAGGCCUGACGAAUUAUAAUACUGUGUUUUGGAACAUUGUAGGAACGUGGCAAGACUAUGAAGGGAUUCUAAUGAAACCAAAAAUAGAUUCGGGACACAAAUGUCCGCUUAUUGUAUUUCCUCACGGUAAUUUUUUAUGUAUUUUUGACAUUUGCGUAUAUGUUAAACAGUUAAUAGACACUGAGACACUCGGCAGUGAAAACUACGUAUUUGCAAUAUAAAUGCAUGAACAAGCUGUUCACAAGCUGUCGACAAGUUGUGUUCGCACUGCUUGUUCCCAGUUGUUGUAACAAGUUUUGAACAAGCUGUUAACAACUUUUGACAAGCUUGUUGGCAUUAUCAGACUUGUUACAAGGUUGUGAUACGGUCAUGAUAUAUAUAUAUAUAAUAUCAACAAGCUUGUUACAAGCUGUUUAAUCAACUUGUACAAUAUUGUUAUAUCAUGACUGUAUCACACUUGCUAGAACAACCUUGCAACAAGUCUGACAGUAUCAACAAGCUUGUUACAAAUUGUUGUCAGCUUGUUCCAAACUUUUUGACAACUUGGGACAAGCAGUGCGAACACAACUUGUUGACGGCUUGUUGGCAGACUUGGUACAAGAUGUGAGAUUUUCACGCGUGUAGUAUAGUGCAAAUUAAGAUGUGUUAUGACUUUAUCACAGGUGGCCCACAUAGUGUUAUUGUCGCGGACUUCAUGCUAAAUCCAGUAAUGUUCUGCCAGCUUGGAUACGCUGUGCUUUUGG